AUGUCGGAACCUGUGAUAGAUACACAGGAACCAGAAACCGAUCACGGAUACGAUUAUGAUUUAAUCGUGAUUGGUGGUGGUUCGGGUGGUAUUGCCUUGGCCAAGGAAGCAAAUGCUCUUGGUGCUAAGGUUGCUGUUUUCGAUUACAUUAAACCUUCUCCUCAAGGAACAACAUGGGGUUUGGGUGGUACUUGUGUAAAUGUUGGUUGCAUUCCUAAAAAGUUAAUGCACACAGCUGCUCUUAUUGGUGAUAGAUCUCAAGAUGGCACUGCUUUUGGUUGGACAAAUAGUGUUGGUCACGGAACUGAAAGAAAACCACAUCAUCAAUGGGGUAAGCUCGUAGAAAUGGUUCAAGACCACAUUCACGGACUCAAUUUCAAGUAUAGAACUGAUUUGAGAAAGAAGGGAAUUACCUAUCACAAUUUGUAUGCCUCCUUUAUUGAUGCACACACUGUUGAAGGUAAAAAGGAUGGUCAAGAGGAAGGAAAACGUUUCACUGCUCGUAGAUUUGCCAUUGCUGUUGGUGGUCGACCACUCUAUCCUGAUAUUCCAGGUGCUAAGGAAUAUUGCAUUUCCAGUGAUGAUAUUUUCAGUAUGGAAAAGGAACCAGGCAAGUCACUUGUUGUUGGUGCUUCCUAUGUUGCUUUGGAAUGUGGUGGAUUUUUACAUGGAAUUGGUAAUGAUACUACCAUCAUGGUUAGAUCUGUUCCAUUGAGAGGUUUCGAUAGAGAAUGUGCUGACAAGAUUGUUAAUGUUAUGAGCGAUGAAGGUGUUAAAUUCUAUCAACCUUGUGUUCCUCUCUCUGUUAACAAACUUGAAAGUGGUAAAUUGAGUGUUGAAUAUGAAAAUGUUGAAACAAAGGAAAAGAAGACUGAGGAAUUUGAUACAGUCUUGUUUGCAACUGGUCGUUAUGCCUUGACUCAAGCUCUCAAUUUGGAAAAUAUUGGUGUCAAGACUGACAAGGUUGGAAAGAUUUUCGUCAACAAGUAUGAACAAUCCUCUGUUCCUCAUAUUUAUGCUAUUGGUGACGUUAUUGUUGGAGGUCUUGAACUUACUCCAGUUGCCAUUAAGGCUGGUAAACUCUUGGCAGCUCGUUUAUAUAAUUCAAGUAAGAAAAUGAUGGACUAUGAUAAGGUUCCAACCACUGUUUUCACUCCUGUUGAAUAUGGAAGUUGUGGAUUGACUGAAGAAGAAGCCGUCAAGAGAUAUGGUGCUGAAAAUCUCACCAUUUAUAAGAAAUCAUACUAUGUUCUUGAAUAUGAACCACCUGCAAGAGAAUGUCAAGCAUUUGUAAAAUUAAUUUGUAACGAGUUGGAUAAUGAAAGAGUAUUGGGAUUCCACUAUGUUGGACCAAACGCUGGUGAAGUUACUCAAGGUUUCGCUGUUGCCAUGAGAUGCAAUGCCACUAAGGAAGACUUUGAUGACACUGUCGGUAUUCACCCUACUUGUGCUGAAACUAUUGUCAAGCUUGAGAAGGGAGUAGAAACCGACACUGGUUGCUGAGGAUAAGGACCACACGAAUUAUUGAAACAAUUUACUAUUAUUCCAAAUUGUAAUUAAGAACUAUUAUAGUGGAAUGAUAGUUUUCAAAAAUUGUUUCAUCGUGUGGUCGUUAAACUUAACGAACCAUUAAGGAUUAUAUUAUUUCAUUGAUUGUGACGUGACGAGUACUGUUCUAAACUUGGAGUAACCAAAAGAACGCCAUUCUGAUAUACAAUCUGCUAUAUGAUUUAAUAUUAAUCUUUAAUAAAAUUAAUUUAUUGAUUUAU
Molecule: messenger RNA, 1769 nt
Organism: Naegleria gruberi
Lineage: Eukaryota; Heterolobosea; Eutetramitea; Acrasida; Naegleriidae
Product: thioredoxin reductase
Exons: 2
Coding region: 1-1503 (500 amino acids)
Biological process (GO): cell redox homeostasis; cellular response to oxidative stress; glutathione metabolic process
Cellular component (GO): mitochondrion; cytosol
Molecular function (GO): glutathione-disulfide reductase (NADPH) activity; thioredoxin-disulfide reductase (NADPH) activity; flavin adenine dinucleotide binding
Source: RefSeq, a predicted model, not a curated record